AUGUCUUCUUCUACUCCGGAAAGUCCAACUAUGGAUCCAGAGUACCUUAAACAUGGGCAAAGCAAGCCCAGUUUUCUGCAGGUUUCUGGUACCGCUAGCCAGUGGUCUUCGCUUCCCAAGGAUUUGUUGAUUACCAUUGAAGAAGAGUACCUCGACCUAUAUACUGAUAAAAUUAGGUUCCGCUGCGUUUGUUCUUCAUGGCGUUCUAGGCUUUCAAAGAUGCCUAACCACAAAAAUAGCCGACUUCCUUGGUUGUUAAUUCCUCAUAAUCAUGGAAUAACAUGUGGAUUCAUGGAGCCAUUGGAAAAGAGGGUUCACAAACUUGAGUUGCCUCAGUCCGGAGAAAAGGUAUUUAAAGGAUCAGCAUAUGGUUGGGUGGUGAUUGCUGAAAAGAGUAGUUCGAUAUACCUAGUUAAUUCAUUAACAAAGGCCAGAAUUAAGCUUCCUCCAAGGUCCAAGUUCCCAGAUGUAAGAAAGUACCAUGCUAAUAAACAUGGAAAAGAAUAUCUUCUUUGGUCAUUAAGCUUAAUAAGUGUCCCCGGGGAAUAUUAUUCCGUUGAUUCAACUGGUGUACGAAACGAUCUUUUACAAAAAGUAGUCUUAUCUUCAAGUCCUACUUGCAGUAAUUUUGUAGCAGUGGCUAUAUAUGGUGAGUUAGGGAGUCUAGCCUACUAUAAGAGGGGAGACAAGAAAUGGUCUGUCCUCCAUGACAAGGCUCCUCCAUACAAAGAUGCCAUUUUUCAUGAUGGCCAAUUGUAUGCUUUAAAAGGUAAUGGACAACUCAUGGUUUGUGAUAUUGGAUCUUACCCAAAGCCAAUGGUAACAGAAGUUGCACCUGAGCCUUCAAGAACUCCUUUCGGUGAUUUGCAUUUGGUAGAGUCUUCCAGCGGGAUAAUGAUGGUUCAACAAUGUUUUAAAAGAGGAUACAUUUAUGAGCCUAGCGAGUUAUAUAUAAGGAAGACAACAUCUUUUAACAUUUUCAGGCUUGAUACCAAUUGUCGAAAUUGGUAUCAAGUUCAAAGUUUAGGUGAUGAUGUGUUGUUCUUGGGAUUGAAUUCAUCUAUAGCCAUUUCAUCUCAUGAUUACCCUGAUACAUACAAGGGAAAUUGUAUAUAUUUUACGGAUGUCAACUACAAUUUUGAUUUGGAGGGCACUGGAAGAGGUUUUGAUGAAGGUGUAUUCUGCUUGGAUGACAAUAAGAUUGAACCCCUGCCAGCUUAUGUAGGUGACUCGCAUAAGGUUUGGCCAGCACCAAUUUGGGUAACGCCCAAUCCCUAUUGA
Quercus lobata is the source of this 1281-nucleotide messenger RNA. Its product is annotated as F-box protein SKIP23-like. Lineage: Eukaryota; Viridiplantae; Streptophyta; Magnoliopsida; Fagales; Fagaceae. The coding region runs from base 1 to 1281 and encodes 426 amino acids. The record is from RefSeq and is a predicted model, not a curated record. The transcript has a single exon.